UGGGAGUGGGAGUCCUGGGUGGGGUGGUGGGGCAGCAGAGAAAGAUGUCCGAGGUGCGGCUGCCCCCGGUGCGGGCGCUGGAGGACUUCCUGCUGGGCUCCAGCCGCCUGGCCUUCCCGGACGUCCGCGAUGGGCAGCGCUGGCACAACCGCGUGGUCAACAACCUCCUCUACUACCAGAGCAACUACUUACUGGCGCUGGGCGCAGGGCUGGCGCUGGGCGGGUAUUUUUGCCCAGGUCUGACGUUGUUGAGUGGCACGCUUGUCACACUGAUCUUCGUGGGUUUUGUUUGGGCGGCUGAGAACAAGGCUCCUGUUCGACGCUUCCGUAGGAAUUACCCUGGCACUUGCUUCUUUGCCGUCCUUGGCUUGGCAUACUUCCUGGUGUCUCUCUUGGAAGGCUCUGCCACCUUCUUGGUUUUCAUCGCUCUGCCCAUCAUGCUGAUCCUCAUCCACGCUUCUCUGCGUCUCCGUAACCUCAAGAACAAGAUAGAGAACAAAAUGGAGAGCAUCGGACUCAAGCGCACACCCAUGGGGCUGCUCCUGGAAGCUCUUGGGCAGGAACAGGAAGCUGGAUCUUAGACCAUCACCGGGGUUGCAUUACCUACCAUCUCUUCCUUCCUUCCAAUGGACUGGUGACUCUUUCCACCCCAGUUCCUUUGCUUUCCGAUUUGCACAACUCUGUUGAAGAGCCUGGCUAUGAGCUGAUGCAAAAAGGCAGUAUUCUCUGGACUUGCAACUGGUGGGACUCCCCAGUUCAAAGUAGUGAUUGUUGAGGACCAAUAGAGGUGUGAAGCUAACAGGGUUGACAUCAAGUUCAGUAUUUGUAACUGAUAGUAUGUUUUAAUUCUUGGGACUGGUUUUCCUGAUUGCACUUAGAGACGUGAGAUAGAGUGAAGCAUCAAGUAAGAUGGAUGAAUUACAGGGCCAUUUUUUUUUCUAAAUCUUGACUGUAAAUAUUAGUUUGUUGUAUGUUUAGAUGUGGGAUCAGAAAAAGCAGCAAACAGAAUCAUAGAGCAAAAUCAACAGAUGAAAGGGUGGCCUAGUACUAGUUGUCCAAGGAAGGUUGUCUUGUAGAAUAGUACUUCCUAGCAUUUCUAUACCACUUUCCAGUGCUUUAUAUGCAGCAUUGCUGUACUGCUUACAGAAACCUUAUCAUUAGAUUGUGUCUUGACAACAUAUUGCAAUGAAAGGCCUGAGGCUGACUGAGCGUCUUGACUCGGUUCAACCAACAUAGUCGUGGUAGAGGUAAGAUUUAAAUGAGGGUUCCAUUUUUUAUCCAAUACAUUGUAUUUACAGUGGGGGAAAGAAGUAUUUAGUCAGAUACCAAUUUUACAAGUUCUCCCACUUAAAAAGAGGAGAGAGGCCUGUAAUUGACAUCAUAGGUAGACCUCAACUAUGAGAGACAACAUAAGAAAACCCAUCCAGAAAAUCACAUUGUCUGAAUUUUCACAAAUUUAUUUGCAAAUUAUGGUGAAAAAUAAGCAUUUGGUCACCUACAAACAAGCAAGAUUUCUGGGUCUUACAGACCUGUAAUUUCUUCUUGAAGAGGCUCCUCUGUCCUCCACUCAUUACCUGUAGUAAUGGUACCUAUUUGAACUUGUUAUCAGUAUAGAAGACACCGGUCCACAACCUCAAACAGUCACACUCCAAACUCCACUAUGGUGAAGACCAAAGAGCUGUCCAAGGACACCAGAAACAAAAUUGUAGCCUUGCACCAGACUGGGAAGACUGAAUCUGCAGUAGGCAAGCAGCUUGGUGUGAAGAAAUCAACUGAGGGAGAAAUAAUUAGAAAAUGGAAGAGAUUCAAGACCACUGAUAAUCUCCCUCAAUCUGGGGCUCCACGCAAGAUCGCACUCCGUGAGGUCAAAAUGAUCACAAGAACGGUGAGCAAAAAUUCCUGAACCACACGGGGGACCUAGUGAUGACCUGCAGAGAGCUGGGACUAAUGUAACAAAGGCUACCAUCAGUAACACACUACGCUGCCAGGGACUCAGAUCCUGCAGUGCCAGACGUGUCCCCCUGCUUAAGCCAGUACAUGUCUGGGCCUGACUGAAGUUUGCUAGAGAGCAUUUGGAUGAUCCAGAAGAGUAUUGGGAGAAUGUCAUAUAGUCAGAUGAAACCAAAGUAGAACUGUUUGGCAGAAACACAACUCGUUGUGUUUGGAGGAGAAAGAAUGCUGAGUUGCAUCCAAAGAACACCAUUCCUACUGUGAAGCAUGGCGGUGGCAGCAUCAUGCUUUGGGGCUGUUUCUCUGCAAAGGGACCAGGUUGACUGAUCCGUACUCAUGAAAAAAUGAAUGAGGCCAUGUAUUGUGAGAUUUGGAGUGCAAACCUCCUUCCAUCAGCAAGGGCACUGAAGAUGAAACGUGGCUGGGUCUUUCAGCAUGACAAUGAUCUCUAGCACACCGCCAGGACAAUGAAGGAGUGGCUUCGUAAGAAGAAUUUCAAUGUCCUGGAGUGGCCUAGCCAGUCUCCAGAUCUCAACCCUAUAGAAAAACUUUGGAGGGUGUUGAAAGUCCGUGUUGCCCAGCAACAGCCCCAAAACAUCACUGCUCUUGAGGAGAUCUGCAUGGAGGAAUGGGCCAACAUACCAGCAACAGUGUGUGCCAACCUUGUGAGGACUCACAGAAAAUGUUUGACCUCUGUCAUUGCCAGUAAAGGAUAUAUAACAAAGUAUUGAAAUGAACUUUUGUUAUUGACCAAAUACUUAUUUUCCACCAUAAUUUGCAAAUAAAUUUGUGAAAAAUCAGACAGUGUGAUUUUCUGGAUGUUUUUUCUCAUGUUGUCUCUUGUAGUUGAGGUCUAUCUAUGAUGUCAAUUACAGGCAUCUCUCAUCUUUUUAAGUGGGAGAACUUGUACAAUUGGUACCUGACUAAAUACUUCCCCCCCCACCACACCCCACUGUAUUCUGUAAUCUACAAAGCCCAUGAUGUCUCCUGAUUUUAUAGAGAGGCAUGGAACAAAGUCAGAGCAAAGUGGAUAUGAUAUGAAGAUGGCAUUGCAGGGUAGAAAAUGAUUUCUGAGACUUAACUAAAUCUUAGAUUUUAUGGGAAAGGCUAAUUGUGCUGAGUUCAGGCAGUAGCCAACGUACAUGGCAGAUUGUACAUUCCAUUUCAGAAGAAGAAAACCCAUCCCAGAUAACCCAUAUUUUGUCAUUACCCUUAGGGGACCAUUCCAGAUUCAAAUCGGACAAAGUUUGAAAUGUUAACUUUCACUCCAUCAGCCAUCGACAAACCAGUCUGGUGAGGCAACUAGUGGAUACUAUGUCAGAGAGAUGGCAAAACCAUUUGUGCUUUUAAUCCAGGUUUUGAAAGAGGCCUCUAGGAUGCCAAACUCUGUUCUUAAUUAAUUUCAGCACCUUGGAUAGCUCCUUUAAACCUAGGCAUAAUCUUGACUAGAUUGACCAACCCCUUGACAUGGGAGGCCCUUGUGGGUCUGACCAUAUACAGAAAAUCAGAAGACGGACCAAGUUUAGAAUAGUGCAUAGUGAUAAGUAGCAUAAGGAAUGAGAUGUUAGCUAAAUCAGGAGUGGGGGAUCCACUGAGGCCCCUUCUACACUGCCAUAUAAUCCUGACUAUCAAAGCAGAUAAUCCACAUAAUCUGCUUUGAACUGAAUUAUAUGAGUCUACACUGCCAUAUAAUCCAGUUCAAAGUAGAUAAUCUGGAUUUUAUAUGGCAGUGUAGAAAGGGCCUCAGACAUUUUUGAUUUCAACUUCCAGAAGUUCCAGCCAGAAAGGUUAAGGGUAAGGAAUGAUGGGAGUUAUCCAAUUGUGUUAGGACCUUUUUUGCAAUGAAGAUGCUAGAAGCAUUGCUAAGAAAUACAAUUGUCAAAGGAAUUUAAAUGUUAAUGCCUGUCCAGUUUUAUGUACUAGUUGUUUUUUAAAAAAGAAAUAUGUGGUUGACAAAGGACUUGAAAGCUUAUUUCUAGCUUAUUUUUAAAUUGUGUUAGUGAAAAAUAGUCCCCUUUGUACCCCUUGGUUUGUGAGGUGUAGGAGGCAAAAUUGCAUUUGUUCAUGGUUGGCUUUACACAGGAACUAUUAAUUCCUGUGGUAAACCUUCCUUCUAAGAACCAUAAAUUCCAAGUCAUUCUGGGUUUUCCUUCAGUCUCCUUCAGCCAAUCUGAUGAAUGAUUUGGCUACCAGUUGGAUCCCAAAGCUUCACCAUCAGAUCCAAGGUUUGUCUGAUGGUGGGGCUUCCCAGCCUUCUUUAACCUUGUGCUUCUCCUGAUGGUUUGGCUCUCAGCUCACAUUAACCCCAGGCACUGUGGCUCUGUAUGUUAUGAUCGCAGGCAAGUGAUUAAUACAUGGGAAAGAUAUAUAUGGUUCUAUAAAAUGUUCAACAAAUUAUUUCCCUUUAUUAUCUGUUGCCCUCCUGCCAGCCUGCCAGAAAUGUUGUAGCAAAUGUGACUCCCAUUUCCUGCAAUGCUGGCGAGCUAAGUCACUUGCAAUAGCUUUAGGAAUAGAGGUGAAGAAGAAUGUUGGCUGAAUCCCCCAAAAUCUGGCUCAAUAGAGGCGCCCUGGAAGCUGCGUUGACCAUUUUCCUCUGGAGCAAACAUGGGAGAAGGGGGAAUUUGCUCUCUGAGUGACUUCAGAGGUCAUUUCCCCUCAUUUCAGUUUCAUGUUUAUGUUGCAUCAGAGAAGGUGGCUCAGUAUCAUUUUCCUCCUAAGGUUACUGAUCAUGUAAGGAGGAUUGCAUAUUGCAAGUCGUUUCUGAUUGUGACAGAAUCAGCCGUCUACAAAGACGUUGCCCAAGGAACACCCGGAUGUGUUACGAUCCUGCAGGGAGGCAUCUCUCAUGUCCCUCAGCAAGCAAGAGUCCAAAAGUGGCAGGCUAAAACUCAGAACCUCAAUUAGUGGCUGAUGCCGGAUGAGAGACUACCUCCUGGGCACACACAAGACUGGGAGACUUGGAAGGCACUGAACAGACUGCACUCUGGACCACAAGAUGCAGAGCCAAUCUUAAGAAAUGAAUCUACAAAGUGGAGUCCAAGAUAUAUGAGUGUGGAGAAGAGCAAACCAGUCUACCUAUUACAACGCAGUCUGAGCCCUGCCACAUGCACCAUGGAGAACCUUACAGCAACACCAGAGGCACUCCAAGUGGCCAGAUUCUGGUCAAAGGACAUUUAGUAUAAUGCCAAGUUGUUUUAAAAAUUUUGUAUAAGGAGGGAUAGGUUCUCCUUGCCUUCUACACCUUGAAUUUUGAUGGGCCCCCAAUUCCGUUCUUCUUGCAUUUUGACAGGAGGUAUGUUGAAGAAGCAAGGACUUGGGUUUUAUAUAAGUGAGGACCAGGGCCGUAGUCAGAAAAAAAUUUCGGAAGGGGUUUUGAAAAUUUGGGGGGGGGGUUUGAACCCCUGACCCGCCCGCCCCCCCGGGUUCAGACCUGUCAAUAUCUGCUUGAGAUAGUGCCUGGAGGGACUCUUAAUGUUUUACGUCUCAUAGACUUAGCAUGGGGAUUUGGUUAACCAGUUAAAAUUCAUGAGUAAACCAGGUUUUUUUUUUAACCCGAAAAAUUUUGGGGGGGGGGGGGUUGAACCCCUAACCCCCCCCCCCUCGCUACUGGCCUGGUGAGGACUAUGUAGGCCUCCAGAUGUUGAGCUGCAAUUGCUGUUAAACCUAACCCCCAUAGGUCAGUUCCAACAACUGGUUCCUCGUUUCUGGCUCAUCUGGAGAACCACUCUCAUCCCAAUUUAAUAAAGCCAUACAAGAGAACUUUCAGAUUUGGAACCCCCAUUUUUAUGACAGCCAUUAUGCCAUAUACAUUCUCUUCAAGAUAUACACACCAUCUUUGAUUUCCUUUUAAACUCCCCUUUGUUUGCAGCUCACCAAAAAUCCAUGGCACUGCUUCCUAGCAAUUUGUUACAGUCUUGACUAGGUGACAAAAUGAUUCGUGACUGUGGACCUUUUAUAGAACAGCUUUUCCAGCCUGAAACAAGUCUGUCUCAACUUCUGUGAAGGUGUCAAUUAUGUUUUAUACACAGAAGCAUUUUUUUCUACCAUUGACGGCAUUUCAUACAAUGCCUAACAAGGUGUGUGUCUCUUUAAAAAGCUGUUUUUCUUAAAAUGUUUUCUCAUUGCGUUAUUAAUGGGAAAGUGCAGUGUUUGAAAGUCUUGACUUUUUGUCACAUACUUCCUUAGCCACUGGGUACAGUUGGUCUACUAGACAUUGCUCGCUGUAUCUCUCAAAUGUGCCAACCUUGAGGGUUGACACCUGGGUUAUAUAGAUGGAUGUCGACUGAAAAUCACUAUACUUGGCACAAUAUGAAGGAUUUUUUCUUUAAUGGCAGGAUGCCACCUGGUGCUGCAUUCAUCAACAGAGGAACGUGCAUAUAUGAUACCCAACCUUUCUGGUGGUAAUCUAAAGGCACAAGUGCACCAUUAAAUACUUACGGCUGUCGUUUAAAAUAUAUUUAUCAUAAUUACUGGGACUUACUUCUAGCUAAACUUGGCAUGGAUGUGGGUGCUAAAAUUUUGGAAAUGUCUGCCAGUUCUUACAUUCAAAAUAACUUAAGAGUGAUGUUUCAAAUAUGGCUGCUGUGGCUCUUCAUAACAUUAGAUGCUAUUACAUUUCUGUGCACAUUUUGUUGCAUUAUUCACCUACUUUCCUUUAGAAAUAUUAGAUUGUCAUCUGAAAUUCCCCAUGUAAAAUUGAUAAAGAGGCCUCAAAACAGCUGUAUUUAGAAGUUUGGUUAGCCUGAAUUUUCGCAAUAUAAGUUCCAUUUGGAUGUUAGACCAUAACAUGCACUGUGUCUUAAAAAAUAUUAGCUAAACCAUAUAACUUAUUUCAUCUAUCUUUUUUACAUUUCUACAUAUUUGUAAAAAUAAAGUCUUAUGUUCAUUAUCAUAGUA
Molecule: messenger RNA, 6846 nt
Organism: Anolis carolinensis (green anole)
Lineage: Eukaryota; Metazoa; Chordata; Lepidosauria; Squamata; Anolidae
Gene: praf2
Product: PRA1 domain family member 2
Exons: 3
Coding region: 45-581 (178 amino acids)
Cellular component (GO): membrane
Source: RefSeq, a predicted model, not a curated record